AUGUCAGACGUCGCAAUGUACGAUGAAGAGCUGAAAGCCUUUGAAGAGCAAAUAGGCAGUCUUCUUCGCACACUGGAUUCAGCCACAAACCUUGAUCAUAGACUUGAAAAGUACAAUAAGGCUCAGGAUCUCAUGAAGCGGCUUCACAAAACGUACCACCAAUUCAAGGUCGAGGUGCGUUUGCUGGAGGGAAAUGAACAAGAAGUCUACGAAAGGCGUGGCCAAACGCAUCUUCUUACAAUCACACAAUUAAAAGGAGAGUUGCAGUCGAAAAAAGUGGAAGUUAUGCCCUUAAGUGGUGGGGGGGGAAGAAACACAUGGUCUCCAAACUCCCCAGCCAAUGACGGAAAAGAUGAGGCUCNUUAUGCCCUUAAGUGGUGGGGGGGGAAGAAACACAUGGUCUCCAAACUCCCCAGCCAAUGA
Trypanosoma grayi is the source of this 423-nucleotide messenger RNA. RefSeq lists its product as hypothetical. The record is from RefSeq and is a predicted model, not a curated record. Lineage: Eukaryota; Euglenozoa; Kinetoplastea; Trypanosomatida; Trypanosomatidae. The transcript has a single exon. The coding region runs from base 1 to 423 and encodes 140 amino acids.